This is a messenger RNA of Acaulospora colombiana, 1251 nucleotides long. The record is from the annotation of a GenBank genome assembly. NCBI's taxonomy places the organism in Eukaryota, Fungi, Glomeromycota, Glomeromycetes, Diversisporales, Acaulosporaceae.
AUGGCCAGGCUUUCCCUCUAUGAAACCUCACGUAUAAUCAGUCUAGAGUGUGUUGAUAGCGAUGUCGAUGAGGAAAUUGUUAAAGAUCACCUAAGCGAGUUUGGGAAGAUUCUAAAAGUCCAGUUCUGGAAGUCUGCAAAACACGACCAUGCAUUCGUGACAUUCGAGGAUCCAGAAGCUGCACAAUACGUGUUAAGCAUCAAGAACGAGUUGACUUCUCGGUUGCCGAUCAAGCCAGUAAACCGAACUGUGCUCAAACGUUACGAACUACCCCCUUCAUACACUAACUCAAGCUCUCUUUCACCUGCUUUAACCUUAAAGGCGACAGGAAUCGGGGUGCCCAACGGCAAAAUGAGAUCCACCACGCCCAACCCUUAUUCAGCAAAGGCUACAGUCUCUGAACCUGAGCCACGUAAUCCGUUUUUACCAUCAGAGAACCAACCAUCCUCAUAUGACCCCAAAAAUACCCCAUCCCUUGUGCAGCGAAUGCCACCCCAUACUCUACCAACACCCAGUGUCGUCAUGGGCACGAGCGCGCAUCCUCAGGACACAAUCUUGUCGUCAGUACCAAACUUUCAUCACCUCAAGGCAGAUGUAUCACGAUUGUACGGGGAGCUGAGGAACGCCUACGAAAGCAACAUCAACAUCCGUUCCUCUCUAGAGUCUGCGCUUGCGGACCUGACCCGAAUUAGACAAGAGAGGGACCGCUAUCGUCAAGAAUCCGAGACUGCUCAGCAGGAAACUCGGAGGCUCAAAGCUAUCCUCGAUCAACAGAAAAGCGGUCACGACAAGCAUAUAAAUAUGCAGGAGGAACUACAUCGCGCAGACAAAACCAUUCUUGAACUAAGGAACGACAUAAAGGGAAAGGAUACGAUUAUUGGUGAUCUAGAAAUACAACUCCUUGCCGCUCAUAACAAGUCAAAGCAUCUAAGAGAUGUUCUCGAGGACAAGAACAAACCCCCACAUUUAGGCACCCUAUCAUCUUCAGCCAACGAAGUUGGUCAGACAGAUGCAGGUGAUGUUAUGCAACAAAAUCCCCCAUUUCCACCCUUAGGUGUCGAUCAACGACAGGGUGAUCUUUCCGACUCGACUGUAGGACCCACAACCGAGCAAUUCCAGAGGGUUGGACCUGAACUCGUCAGAGCAUUUUAUAUUCUAGAUCAGAUAGCGUCGUCUGUUAUCAAGCAAGACCAACCAUAUGAAACCGAUGAUGGGCCAGGCCGCAAGAAGAGGAAGCUCAACGAGACCUAA